Panicum virgatum (switchgrass) is the source of this 902-nucleotide messenger RNA. RefSeq names its product heavy metal-associated isoprenylated plant protein 27-like. Lineage: Eukaryota; Viridiplantae; Streptophyta; Magnoliopsida; Poales; Poaceae. The coding region runs from base 144 to 614 and encodes 156 amino acids. Gene Ontology annotation, molecular function: metal ion binding. The transcript has 2 exons. The record is from RefSeq and is a predicted model, not a curated record.
ACGUGUCGUGCCCGCACUGGAUGUAGUCACUGGAGAAGCUGCCUAUAUCAGAGACGGAUGCGGCGUGCAUCCAGCUCUCCUCUCACACUGCAUUCAUCACUCACGUAGAACACAGAACCAGAUCUGUUAAUCCAGGAGCUGCCAUGGGCAUCGUCGACGUCGUCUCCGUGUUCUGCGCGCUGCCGAGGACUCGCCGGCACCUCAAGAAGAGGAAGGAGUUCCAGACGGUGGAGAUGAAGAUGCGGAUCGACUGCGAAGGGUGCGAGCGCAAGGUGCGCAAGGCGCUGGAGGGCAUGGAGGGCGUGAGCUCCGUGGAGGUGGCGCCGCGCCAGCACAAGGUGACGGUGGCCGGGUACGUCGACGCCGGCAAGGUGAUGCGGCGGGUGGCGCGCCGGACGGGCAAGCGGGUGGAGCCCUGGCCCUACGUGCCGUACGACGUGGUGGCGCACCCCUACGCGCCCGGCGCCUACGACAAGAAGGCGCCGCCCGGCUACGUGCGCAACGUCGUCGCCGACCCCGCCGCCGCGCCGCUCGCCCGGGCCUCGUCCACCGAGGUCAGGUACACCGCCGCCUUCAGCGACGAGAACCCCAACGCCGCCUGCGCCGUCAUGUAGAGCUGCACGCUGCCUCGCUCCUGUAGUAGUAGGAGUAGAUGGACUAGGAAGUUGCUGCUGUUUCUUGGAGCAUUUUUUUUUCUACUUUAGUAUUUCUCUACGCUUGUGCUCUGGUUCGAUUCGCUGUAAAAAAAGAAGAUGGUUUUGAUUCCUCAGUGGUAGUAAGUAGGCUUGAAGGCUAGCUAGUAGUGUUUGUUGCCUUGUUGAUUGAUGUAUCAUUUCUGAAAAAGAAGAUAUUUUGACAAACGACAGUAAAUAUUAUUAUUAAAGCUAAAGUAUGCAGGCUUA